Archocentrus centrarchus (flier cichlid) is the source of this 2340-nucleotide messenger RNA. RefSeq names its product leucine rich repeat containing 23 (gene lrrc23). NCBI's taxonomy places the organism in Eukaryota, Metazoa, Chordata, Actinopteri, Cichliformes, Cichlidae. Gene Ontology annotation, molecular function: protein binding. The record is from RefSeq and is a predicted model, not a curated record.
UCAGCAACAAACUCUGUUCCCGGUCUGCUAAGGACAGUAGUAUUGAAAACAUGAGCAACACUGCGGUUACCUGUAAUAAAAAUUAGCUUCCUUUAGUUCAGACUACGUUGUAAGGUAGCAUUCAGAGUUACAUUUUGCACAUGUCUCCGAGUAUUGGCAACUGUUCUGAUAGAAAGGUACAACGCUUAAUUGGUAAAUAGCUAGCUCGGCCGGGGAGCAGUCAUAAAGCUCGCUGACCAGGAUGUCUGACUUUGACGAAGACCCAGUCUUAUCGGACGUGGAAGGAAAAGAAGAAGAUCUGAAAGAAGCCGAAGAUGAGAAGGUUGAAGUUUGCCAUUUGACCCAAGACACCAUAAGUCACGGGUUGUCAUUACUUUGCCGAACAGGAAAUGGAUUAGCACAUGCAUUUGUGAAGCUGGACCUUCAAAAAAAAGGACUGACUGAUAUAGCUGCAAUCAGCAAGUAUAAUCACAUACGUUUUCUGGAUUUCAACAACAACAUUACUGAUCUUUCUCCUUUGGCAUCUCUGACCCAGUUACUUUGGCUGAAGGUUGACAGUAAUGCUGUGACGUGUUUCAAAGGGCAACCUUUUGCUCAACUGACCUAUUUGCAGUGGCUGAGUAUGGCAGUUAAUCAGCUAACAGAUGUAGAUGGCCUAGUCGGGCCUGCAUUAGAAAGCCUCAGUCUUACAGGUAAUAGUAUUCAGAGAAUAAAUGCUUUCCAGAGGGGCGAUUUUGCAAAUCUCGUAACUCUAGAGUUGAGGGGAAACCACUUGGAAACGACUGAUGGGAUCAACCUUCCAAAUCUGCGGCAAUUAUAUCUGGCCCAAAAUGCUAUCAAACGUCUGGAGGGUUUGGAGAAGUUAGAGCGCCUCACCACACUUCACCUUCGAGACAACCAGCUAGAGUCGUUGGAUGGCCUCAGUCCCAGCAUGAAGUGUCUCCAGUACCUCUAUGUCAGAGGCAAUGCCAUCAUAGAUGAGAAUGCUCUACAAUAUGUUGGCCUUCUGUCACAAAGCCUGCGUGUGUUGGUUCUUUCUGGGAACCCAGUGGUGGAAAAUUGAUAUCGGCUAAAUGUACUGAUACUAUUGCCAGAGUUGGAAACUGACAAAAAUCCUGUCUUCCCUGAGGAGAGAGCUGAAGCCUGGGAAAGAAUAAGGGAACUUCAAGAAGAGGAAAUGUAUGCGCCAUAAGAUGUGUAAUUAGGGCCAAAAUGGGGAAGUGACUGCCUUGACUUUCUUGAAAUGACAGGCCUAUUGUGUGUUGAUGAGUGGACUGAUUACACCUCCCUAUGUCUUGACAGUGUACCCUGUAUGAUUAAUCAUCCAUGACUUUGCACAUAAAGUUGUGUAUGUCAUUUCUCCACACUUAAAGCUACAGACCAGCUGGUGAAAAGUGAAAAGGUUUCUUUUUGUGCAUCCAUGUAAAUGUAAAAAUUAGGAAAUAGGUUGGAGUUUCAAAGUAAAGUGUUACUGGCCAUGGUUUGACAUCAGUACCUUGUAUAUUGUUCGUAGACAGAAUUAUUAGACAAUCGCUUCUAUGUUUUCCUGAGUAAGGAUGAGAGAGCAAAAUCUGUCACUGCUUCCUAGUAGGCAGCCGUCCAGCUACGGUUUUAAAGGGACAGCGACACUAAGGGCCUGUAUUGGGAAAUCAGCAGAUUUUACUGAGGUAUAAUGUCCAUUACAGUGCAGAAUAUAAAUAUCGUAUCAGAUCACGCAUUUAUUUUGAUUGAUUGGGAUACCUGAAGCUGUGAUUUGCAUUUAAAUACGCCAUCAUUAUUCCAUAAAUACAACCAGGAAGUUAACUCCUCACUUCAUAGAAAAAAAAUACAUAUUAUAAUAAUUUUAGAAAAUGCAGUGCAGCUCCACUGGGAGUGUAAUGCGGUCCACGUUAUUGUUACUGAUAUUUUGAAAUGUACUGAUUUAAUAAAAGAGGGAUGAAGAAUGAAGCAACACCGCAUCUGUACCUUGAACACGCUGCAAGGGACUGACGAGGGCGGACUUACUCCACUCCUCUUCCUCCAAUGGUUUGAUUCGGUGGGAGUGGCUGUUUGAGGAAACAAAAUCCGUCCUGUGUGACAGUCUUGCCCUCCUCUCCUCUACUUUAACACCGGGCAGCUAACGGGCGGCGUGGCGCAGCGUAGAAACUACGACACUGAGGAAGCAGUCUUCUCAUUAAAUUAACUACAAUUAUUACUAAAAGCGAACGCGAAUCGGUCCUUGCAUCCAUUAAACCAUGACUAGCUACCACAAACCAGAUGAAAAGACUCUGCAGGCACUGAAGGACAUCGCUUUCAGGCUAAGGAUCAAACUCCAUCAAGGCAACAUUGCGCCUCCAACUA